AUGCAUCGCCGGUACGGAAACGGCCUGUCUGGCGAGAGACUAACGAUGCACGAAUAUUCGCGCGCACCCGCGACCCACGGUCGCAAGCGAGUGUACGGUUUAUUUUCAAUACGGCCGUCUGUUUACGGACCGCGCCGGAGCCGGGCCCGCUAUAAUGUAAGCGGCGCAAGACAACGUGCGUUUUCCCUCAAGGUGUUUGCGAUGUGGUAUCCGUGGAUCGCGUUGCUGGUGUCGUGUGCACUGGGGGCGGAGACAGAAGGCCAGGUGGCCACCACCACUCGGGCCCCGCCACGCACCCUCGACCGACAGGCUGGCGAGCUCGCUUGGCGCUCCUGGCUUCAGAGCUCGGAGGACGGCAAUCAGAACAGCCCACCUAGACGCAUCACGACCAAGUCACUGUUCAUCACUCCAUUAGUCUGCCCCAAAGGACAUCGCCUCGAUGGAACUGCUUGUGUUCAGGUGGUCACGGUAAGCAAAGAUGAGCACGAACGCAUCUUGUUAGACCAACUUAACGCCCUGUUUACUGCAGCUCCUAAUAAUGGCGAAGUCUAUGAUUACGGCGACAUAGACCCAGGCCCACUACAAUUAUCUAUCCCUAUUGGCCUAGACCCACAGAGCUCACCUCAAGAUCCAUCUACACAGACUCAGGAUCUGCAACCUAACUUUGUCAAAAAAGGAGAAAAUUCUGAUGCCAGUAUAGAAGCUGAGCUUGAACUACUUAAACUGCAGCAAGCUCACGCUAAGCUAAACGGUACUGUACCACAAGGCGCCAAUAUUUUAUCUCAUAAUGUACUUCAGAACUUGCUAUCGUAUUCGGAUAAACCUAAACGAGACAGUCCCAUGGUCAAUGAUAGUGAGAGCGAAACAUCAAAUAUAACAGACGAGGGACAGAAGGAAUUGGUAUUCGGUCAUGUUAAUGUCGACCCUGUUAUUUAUGAUACUGAUAGCCAAUACAAUCAGGAUAUACUAACAGAAUCUGAAACCAAAAAAUCUAUUGAUGACAAAAACAAACCACAAAUGAAUGAACAGAGUAAUGUAUCGCAUAUAAACAAUACAGACGUUGACAAUUCUGAAUCAACAGAAAAAGUCUUAAAGAAGGACGCUGACAAUACUAAACUUAAUCCGGAAAUUGAUUAUUCGGAUAUUGGAGAGGCUAUCAAACUUAUUAGCAGAUAUGCUGAAGUAUCGACAGAUGACAAUUUUACCAAAGAUGAUAAAAAGCUCCCUCCUUUAGAAGACAGUAUAUUAGGCACACGAACUAAGCUUCAAUACCGACGUAAUAGACCAAAGGGAGCUGAUAAGAAAACACCAGAAAUUCAAAAUUCAGAUGUUACAAAAGAGGCUAAUAAUGAUAAUCUUUACCCGAAGAAUAUUGUCUAUUAUAGAUAUCCUUGGCCAAGUGAUAACUCUGAGUUGUCCCACACAAACUAUCCACUCAAGCAUUUACAGGAUUAUUGGCCUGGACGUACUCAAAUUGGAGGUAUUUAUGCGCAUGAAAAUCCGCGACGUCAUCAUCAUUCAUAUCCUCAGUACUUUCAUCCUCGCAGUUAUAAUAUCGAGGGUUAUGCAGAAACGCGUUCUGGUCAAGAGAUUUAUCCCGGACUUCGGCGAUACUCGCACAAUAUUGCAAAUCGUGCAAGUCCUAUAAAAUCUCAUGCUAAUAACCAGGAUCUAUACAGCCUCCUCGGCUUAAGGCACUGGUUCAGCAGCGAAGGGGCUUCGAAAAGA
Molecule: messenger RNA, 1728 nt
Organism: Brenthis ino (lesser marbled fritillary)
Lineage: Eukaryota; Metazoa; Arthropoda; Insecta; Lepidoptera; Nymphalidae
Source: the annotation of a GenBank genome assembly